Messenger RNA from Symbiodinium pilosum, 1713 nucleotides. Lineage: Eukaryota; Dinophyceae; Suessiales; Symbiodiniaceae. The record is from the annotation of a GenBank genome assembly.
AUGGAUGUGACACAGUCUGUGCAGGGGGCUGUGAACAAGUUGCUGCUUGAUGAGGGCAUGCCUGCCUUGAGUCAAUGGAUGCAAAUCCUGGACAUCUUGGAGAAAAAUGGCCUUGCUUGGAAGCAGCAGCUGCCAGCUACUUUGAUGAUGGUUCACCCACAAAAUCGUAGUGGGCUGGGUGUGAAUGCUCAUGCUUCACAUGCCAAAGGUGCGAACCUCUUCCAGAGUGGGUUCGACUCCAGAUAUCUGCACAGCAGCACAUGCUUCGAGUUGUCAGUGGAUUCUUCUGCUAGAGAGCAGCAAGUGCUUUUCAACCAAAAGAUGAUAGAGCAGUCUGCUGGACUCCUUGCCCCCCUCAAUGGUCAGGAGAGAUAUCUCUCAGUGAGCAGUGGCCACCUGACACAAUUUGUGAAGGCUGUCUUAGCCCAAUGCAAGACUGGCCAAAGCUUGCUUGCUGACACUGGAGGGAGGUUGAAUGCUCAGAGCCUGUCCAGAGAUUUGGAAUUCAAGAGGCUUUCUGAGCAGGGAUGGAGUUGGACGAUCAUUUCCAGCAAAGUCGAGACUGUGUGGCCUGACCUUCCGAGCAUAGCCGAGAAGGCUUUGAACUCUUCCAACAUUGCCUUUACUGGGCAAAAUGAAGUGGAGCUGUUGAUGCAGCUGGUGCAGAUGGCAAAUCGCAACCCUGGAGUUAACCUGCAGGAAGCAGCAGCCCAGCUUUGCCAGACAGGCCCACUGAAGAGCUAUUGCUCAGACAUGGCUCGAUGGUUUGAGCUGUACAGCUGCAAAGGCAUGUUUCUCCAGUUUUUGGCACCCUUCUCCAAGGAGUUUGGAGAGGCCAUCAAUUGUGGCCAAGAGUUCUGGUCCAUGUGUGGCUCCCCACUGCAUGCCCAGAUUCCGAUGGUGAGGCUAGGAAUGCUUGCAACCAAUUAUGCUGCUCCUAGCAGCAAGGUGUCCAAUGGACUUGCAAGAUUAGUGGUCAAAUCUGACUUUGAGAAGUUGAAGUCCCCGAAGGUGAUGGCUGUCUUGAAUGACUGUGAGAACAUCUUGUAUCAAGCCUGGGAGAAGAUUGAAAAGUUGCUCCCAUGCCCAGAAGCUGUAAAAGCUUUUGGCAUGUUGUGCAUUCGCUGCACUUUGCUUGUACUGUCCAAGGAGAAGAUGGGCAGAGAAGGCAUUGUGCACAAGUCUGCCAUUGACAUCAUGGACCUCUUUGAGAAGCAGUUGCAAGGGGCAACAGCUUCCAGCUCUUCGGGAAAGGUUGAGGUAAGCAAGCCAGCUGAGAUGUCCAUGGUGUCUUUGGGGCAGUCCUAUGAUCCUUUGUGGCUCGCACAACAGAAGAUGGAGCUGAAGAUGGGGAACAUCUACCAGCACAAGGACCAGCUCUGGAAGCUUGUGAGCCUGGACAGGGAUAAUCUUGGCUUUGAGGCUGCCAGCUUGUUUGCAGAAGGGGAGAUGGAGCUGCCUACUGCUAGCUGCCACAAAGAGCUGAAGCUUCACAAAGGGCCAGUUCCUAGCAUUUUGGAAAAGCAGGUUGCUGCUUCCAGAUUGCCUUCCACCCUGUGUGCAGCUGAGCAGAAGCAGGCCAGCUUGUUCAUUUGCUUACUGAAAGCAGCCCAUAAGCUAGAGCCCAAAGGGUUGUGGGAGCUUGUGGGCAUUGAGCCUGCUUCCAAGAAGCUUUACAGCUUGCAGAAGCUAAAGGCUGGGCAGCUCACACUG